AUGUUCUGUAUGAUCAUAGAUGAAAGCCAAGCUGUGGGAGAUGCAGAGAAAGAAAAAGGGACUAAGGAAGAAGAUCAAGAUGAAAAGCAGGAAAGAGAAAAGGAAGAGGAAAAAGGAGUAAGUAAUGAAGAAGAAACAUUGGAAAAUGGAGAUAAAGGAGGGAAUGGAGGAAUAGCAGCUGGAGUAGUAGAAAAAGAACAUGAGGAAAUGAAAGGAGAGAGAGAAAUUAAAGAAAAAGAACAAGGUACAAUAAAAGAAGGAGGGACAGGAGGACAACAGCCAAAAGAAAGAAGGCAAAAAAGGACCCUUCAACAUAAGAGAAAUUUGGAUUGUGACGGCACCUGGAAUUGAGAACGACGAAAAUGGCAGACUUCAUAUUAGUUAAUUUAUUAUUCACCUCCUCAACUUGUAUUAAUUUCAUGAACAGGUCAUAAAAUGUUCAAUUCAGUUAAAAAAAAAAAAAAGUGAACUAGCAUU
This is a messenger RNA of Pocillopora verrucosa, 477 nucleotides long. The record is from RefSeq and is a predicted model, not a curated record. NCBI's taxonomy places the organism in Eukaryota, Metazoa, Cnidaria, Anthozoa, Scleractinia, Pocilloporidae.